Molecule: messenger RNA, 1626 nt
Organism: Kwoniella botswanensis
Lineage: Eukaryota; Fungi; Basidiomycota; Tremellomycetes; Tremellales; Cryptococcaceae
Exons: 10
Coding region: 1-1626 (541 amino acids)
Cellular component (GO): Golgi apparatus
Source: RefSeq, a predicted model, not a curated record
AUGGCUUACAACGCGGAUACGAACCGCUUCACCAUAGCGGAUUACACAUAUGAUCGAGAUCAAUACGAAGCCGAACCCGAGGCUGAAUCCAGCUCAGCAGCAAUGGCAAGAGCCGCUUAUGAUAGUUUAUCGCCUGUUGUCGAAGGGUCAAGAGCUUCAUCUAGUGUAUCUCCACCGGUCGCUGCCUAUCGACCUAAAGUUCAGAGACAACCUACAGACGGAGUACCCAUAUCGGCCAGUGGUGGGACAUUGAAAUUACAUGAUUAUCCACCUACAUCACCUCCUCGUCGUCCAUCUACAUCCCCCACAACACUGACGAUCCCCCAACUCUCUCCUGCCCACUCGUACUCUUCAACCCAACCACUCAAUAUUCGUCCAGAAUCAGCUAUGAGCGAAGAUCGUAUAACAUUAGAUGAAGAAAGAGAUCUCGAACAUGAGGGAGAUAGGAGAUCGGUGUAUAGCGAUAUGAGCGAGAAACACGCUCAUGCUCAAACAACAUAUGAUCAGCCGAAAACUCCUAAUACGGGAUUCACAAGGAUGACAACGACGACGAGAAAUAAGUCUCUAUGGAGGAGGAUGAUCCCUUCAACUACGUUGACGAAAUGUCUGCUGGGGACUAUAUUGAUUGAAACGGUCAUUAACCUUGCCAUCGAGGGGAAUAUCCUGUACAGGUUCAAUGAAGAAGUCGAAUCUACCACUUCGACAGAUCUGGAAUGGGAGAACAGAAGGAGACUACCUAUUUACUUGAUCAUAUUCGGUUUAGCACAUUUAUGGCAAAUAGUCCUCACUGUCAUUGCCAUCCGUACCAAAAACACCAUCCAAGUCAUGUCCGUGACAGCAUUCAAUUUUGCUUUUUUGGGAUAUGCCGUCAUUCAGAUAUACGAAUUGAGAAAGGUCCUAGGUGAUAAUUUGGCCAACGAAUUGACGGGUAAUGAAGGGGAUAACACAUUGAUGACUAUACCUCUGAACGUUUUGACCGCUUUGAUCAUUGCGGUGGUAGCGCUCAGUUGUCUGAUUUUGACCGGGUUGAGCUUUUAUUUACAAAGGGAAUUCGGUUGGCAAAGAUAUCGAUUCCUCGGAGCGGACCUUAUGAUCAGAGAAUAUUAUACCAAGUUACAGGUGUUUGAAUGUAUUUGUUAUUUCUCGGCAUUCUUCUGUGCUGGUUUCGGUAUUCAGUUUAUAUGGCUCGUGCUUAACCCAGAUGACGUUGAAUACAUUAUAACCUGGAUCGCAUUCCCCUUGUUACUGGUAUUCCUGGUUAUAGGAAGGUUUGCAGCAAAAUAUGAAAACAAAUAUAUGAUGGCCGCAUUCAUGGUUGGACUAGUAGCUGGAUGUGCCUACUUCAUCUUCAAAUUAGCUAGAAUAUGGCAACAGGACGAUACGACUUAUCGAACCCUUGCCAAAUCAUUGACCACGUUCGAUGCGCUGAGUAUUGUCAGUCUUCUGGCGUGCGCAGUGUGGGGCGUGAUGGUUUGGUUGAAUUUCGGUAAAGGGUUGAAACAGGCUCUGCUGGCCAGACCUGGUACAAUAUCUUCUAUCGUUGGAUUGUGGAGAUCUAAAAGUAAUGAAACUCUGGAGAAGAAUCAGGAGAUGGUCAUGGCUCAAAGGAGAAUAUCUAUUGAUUAG